This is a messenger RNA of Carica papaya (papaya), 2413 nucleotides long. RefSeq names its product P-loop containing nucleoside triphosphate hydrolases superfamily protein (gene DNK). Gene Ontology annotation, molecular function: deoxynucleoside kinase activity. The record is from RefSeq and is a predicted model, not a curated record. NCBI's taxonomy places the organism in Eukaryota, Viridiplantae, Streptophyta, Magnoliopsida, Brassicales, Caricaceae. Gene Ontology annotation, cellular component: cytoplasm.
CGUGUUUCAAAAUUUAGAAACCAAAAGCCCCACAAAACCCUUCUUCUUCGGCUUCGUCUUCCCCUUAACAUUUCAAACCCUCUGGAGCUAUCUACUUCUAUUCACUUUCCCGCCUCCUUCUCCAUCCCUCUGUCUCUGUCUCUCUGUAAUUGCAGAUUUGUGGGCAGCUAUCUGAGAAGAAAACGACACCAACAGAAUGUGAAAUGCUCGGUAGGGAUGCAGAAGCUUUUACGCAGAAGCAGUCCUGCAGGUCUUAUCCUCUCGUCUCAGGCUAGUCCUGCUCUCUCCCUCCCUUUCUCCUCCAACUUCCUCUCUCUCUACACCACCAACCGACCCAACGGCUUUCACUCUUUCAGCCUCAACAGCAGCACCAGAAAAAAGAAGAACGCUCUUCCUUGUCUGCCUCCAACAUCCCUCGCUUCUCCUCAUUAUUAUUUUCCUUGUCUGAUAAUGCCACCGACAGCAACCCCUAUGCCCUGCGGUGGCUCGGCUUUUGCUGCUUAUUUAUCGAAAAACCCGACGCGGAAUACGUUGGCCGCCCGGUUUUCCUCUUCUAGCUACAGCACCUGCCGCUGCGCAGUUGAUGUGAAAAUUCCGUCUCGUGCCUGGGUGGGCCGGACCGUGACUAGGUCCUCAUGGUCUCAUGCCGGUACGCAGGACGGGCCGGGGCUUCCGGCGGCAACAGCAGCCGUAGAGGAUUUGAAGAGUUCCGAUGGAGGAGACGACGAGCAACUUGGAAAUGAGGAAAAGCGCGUAAGGUUGAGUAGGAGACAGAGGGCUUCAGGCGGUGGCGUGGCAAAUCCUGACUUGUUGACGAUUCCGGGAGUCGGGCCUAGGAAUUUGAGGAAGCUUGUGGACAAUGGGAUUGGAGAUGUUGCGGAGCUCAAGCAACUGUAUAAGGAUAAGUUCUGGAAGGCUAGUCAGAAGAUGGUUGAGUAUUUACAGAGUUCUGUGGGCAUUAUACAUAGAAAUCAUGCUGAAAGUAUAACAACCUUUAUCCAAGAAAGCGUGGAUGAAGAGUUGAAGGAUGCAAACACUGGUAUGAAGCCAGCAUCGAAGAAAAGGCUCACUUUCUGUGUGGAAGGAAACAUAAGUGUUGGGAAAACAACAUUUCUUCAGAGAAUAGCUAAUGAAACACUUGAACUGCGUGACUUAGUUGAGAUUGUACCAGAACCGAUUAAUAAGUGGCAGGAUGUUGGACCUGACCACUUUAACAUAUUGGAUGCUUUCUAUGCUGAGCCAGAAAGGUAUGCCUACACGUUCCAGAAUUAUGUUUUUGUUACGAGGGUUAUGCAGGAGAAAGAAUCAUCUGGUGGAAUUAAGCCUCUCAGAUUGAUGGAGAGGAGUGUUUUCAGUGACAGAAUGGUUUUUGUCCGAGCUGUUCAUGAAGCCAAGUGGAUGAAUGAGAUGGAGAUUAGCAUUUACGACUCAUGGUUUGAUCCUGUUGUCUCAUGCUUGCCUGGGCUUAUUCCUGAUGGCUUUAUCUAUCUUAGGGCAAGUCCUGAUACUUGCCACAAGAGAAUGAUGCUCCGGAAGAGAGCAGAAGAGGGUGGAGUCAGCCUUGAGUAUUUGCAAGGCUUGCAUGAAAAACACGAAAGCUGGCUUUUCCCAUUCCAGAGCGGCAAUCAUGGAGUAUUGUCUGUCAAUAAGCUACCCCUGCAUGUCGAUAGCUCACUUCAUCCUGAUAUAAGAGAUCGGGUGUUCUAUUUGGAGGGUGAUCAUAUGCAUUCUAGCAUUCAAAAGAUUCCAGCAUUAGUUCUUGAUUGUGAACCCAAUAUUGAUUUCAGCAGAGACAUUGAAGCAAAGAGACAGUACGCUCACCAAGUUGCAGAGUUCUUUAAAUUUGUGAAGAAGAAGAAAGAAGUCUCGGCUUCCUAUGGUGGCAAAGCAGAUGCAACAAGUAGCCAACAAAAGUUAUUGCUGCCUCAUCAAGGAGGAAUGUGGGUACCAGAUGGGAAGCAUUUUCCUGAGGCAGCACUCAAAUCUUUAGAUUUCAGACGAGCAAUGUCAUUGAUGACUGGCUCUUAAGUCUGCAUCCUUUUUCAAACCCUGGAAUCAAAUCUUGUUUCCCCUGACAUGCCUCUGGGUCAUGUCUGAUUCCUCGUCUUGUAAAAAUGUUUGUGCCUGUUAACUGGUUUAGAGAUGUAGAAAUAGGUGCUCGCUUUGUAGGUUGGGAUGCUUUCUGAUCUAAUGUCGGGUUGUGGAAGCUUUAUUUUCUUCAGAAUUAGGUCUUCUUAGGUCGGAUGUUUUUACUUGUAAUUGUCUAAGAAUUGAUGGUGGCCGGGAAUGUAGCCGAGUGGUCAACAAUGCCUAUGUCAAUGGCUUUGGUACAUCACAAUUCACUAGGCAUAACCAGACAAUUGAUUCACCCUCCGCUGUCUGUAUAUUUUGUUGAAUCAAGGUUUCAUGUUAA